This is a messenger RNA of Dentiscutata heterogama, 1083 nucleotides long. NCBI's taxonomy places the organism in Eukaryota, Fungi, Glomeromycota, Glomeromycetes, Diversisporales, Gigasporaceae. The record is from the annotation of a GenBank genome assembly.
AUGGCGGCAGAUUACAAACAAGUUUUGAGUGAAAUUCAAAAACAAAAUGGUAACAAGAACUGUGUGGACUGUGGAGCACCGAACCCGCAGUGGGCUUCAGUUUCUUUUGGCAUUUUUAUUUGUUUGGAAUGUUCUGGUAUACAUCGAUCAUUUGGAGUUCAUGUUAGUUUUGUUCGUUCAAUCACGAUGGAUAAAUGGUAUGAAGAUCAAAUAAAGAAGAUGAAACUCGGAGGUAACACAGCAUGGCGAGAUUUUUACGAGGCUUCAUCAGAUUAUUAUCCAGAAAUGUCCUUAAAAGACAAAUAUCAUAGUAGUUUUGCAGCAAAUUACCGAGAAAAGUUGACAGCACAAUGUGAAGGAAGAAAAUGGUCAUCUUCAGCUUCAACAUCAAUGAGUCGCCAAUCAAGCCGCCCUUCAUCAAUCAGCGGCAAACGUACGCCUGCUCCAACACCUAAUCGAGUAGAAACAUCAAGCCCUUCUUCAUAUCAAUCAUAUCAAACAAAUAAUAAUAUCAAUGGAACUUUACCGAACGAAACACGUAAUGAAACAUAUUUUGCAAAUCUUGGACGAGCCAAUGAAAAUAGGCCGGAUAAUUUACCGCCAAAUCAAGGUGGAAAAUACACUGGAUUUGGUAACCCUGCAUUUACAAAUGAGCCUUCAUCUACCUCAACGUCCGCCCCGGAUCUGGACGAAUUAAUGAAAAAUCCAGUUGGUGCUUUGGCUAAAGGUUUAAACUUUUUAGGCUACCAUGUUGUAGAAGGUGCUAAAUUGGCAGCGCAAGGUGCGGAAACAUUGGGACAUACCGUCAAUGAACACGUGAUAAAGCCUACUACCGAAAAAGUCAGGGACCCAGAAUUCACUCAACAGAUUUCUGGAUACGUGACAGGAAUUGGUAAAACGGUUACCGAGACUGCAUCUCGUGGAAUUUCAACCAUCUCCACUAGAAGUAAUUCACCAUUAAAUCGUAUUAAUAUUACUAAUACGCGUUCGGCUUCACCAAAGACUUCUGCUAGUUCAACUACAAGGAGAAGAGGGGAGUCGAAAAAAGAUGAUGGGUGGGAGGAUGAAUGGAGUAGUUGGUGA